Periconia digitata is the source of this 655-nucleotide messenger RNA. The record is from the annotation of a GenBank genome assembly. NCBI's taxonomy places the organism in Eukaryota, Fungi, Ascomycota, Dothideomycetes, Pleosporales, Periconiaceae.
ACAUAUCCAGUAGAUUUUCACCAGAAUGCGAGAAUUGCUAGCUACAACUCGACCACUACUACUCAACGGUUCUCGUUGGGGGAAUCAUUUUUACAUGAAACUCGUAUCUCUAGGAGAAACGACGCAAGUAAAAAUCACCGCACAAUCCAUUACCAGAGGACUUUUGCUAGGCCCCGCGAUCUUUUGAUAGUCGCAAGAUGUUUACUGCGUCUAGCCCACUGCUAAAGUAUUUAUGACAUAAAUAACUAAUAGUAUGACGAGAAUCUUGAAUGUAAACUAGGCCGGGUGUCUUGAGUGAUACUUUUCGUGUAUGAUUGUGUUGUAGCGUGCCUUUUAAUUCAACCGGGCCUUCUCAAAUCACGGCUUAGCAGUUUUCCUCCAAUCAUAAAUGUCCGAGCAGUUUGGUUGUUCUGAUGUCUCACCUGGUCAGACUCGACUCACUCGACAUUCCUGCCUCGGAUCACUAUAAAGGGAUUGAUUGGCGGCACGGCUGGUCAGGCGACAUAAUCUUUAACACGGACCCCUUUCAAAUUCACGGACACGGGUAGAUCUAUCGCAUCUCGCAGGUACUUGAACCCCAAAAUAGAAUGCAUUGAUGCGCCACCAUUUCUGGCCCCUCCGGCUCGGUCCAUCAUGUCAAUGCCCCGAGACAACC